GGGAAGACGAAACGCGUUUGCUGGUCGUGUAUUAAAAGUUAUGUUUGCUCCAGUGACGGGUACUUGGGUUCAGGGUCUGGUGUCACAAGAUGGUCAGUGUGCGAUGACGCCGGGUGUAAAGAUGGAGUCAAAGAGCACGCAAAUCCAUUUGCCGUUGAUGGGGCGCGGUAGUCGCGGCGACCUCAACGACAAAGUUACUUUCUCGCAGCUAAAGUCGCCGGAGCAGCUUAACAAUGGACAACUCACGGGGAGCUCACAAAUGAAUCUAUGCAAUGGCGGCGCGGGCACCGUCGCGGUAACAUGCCUCGUGCCUAAGGUGCACAACGACUGCGGCGAUCAGAAAAAGCCCAUGGCCUCCCUCACACAUCUGCCUAAACGGCCGCCGGUUGACAUAGAGUUCUCAGAGCUUUCGUACUCCGUGAGUGAGGGAAGGAAGCGCGGCUACAAAGCUCUGCUCAAAGGCAUCAAUGGCACAUUCCGCUCAGGCGAGCUUACCGCCAUCAUGGGACCUUCUGGCGCCGGGAAGAGCACCCUCAUGAAUAUAUUAGCAGGAUACAAGUAAGUUUGCAUAAUAAGU
Molecule: messenger RNA, 577 nt
Organism: Papilio polytes (common Mormon)
Lineage: Eukaryota; Metazoa; Arthropoda; Insecta; Lepidoptera; Papilionidae
Gene: Atet
Product: ATP-binding cassette sub-family G member 4-like
Exons: 3
Coding region: 41-562 (173 amino acids)
Cellular component (GO): plasma membrane
Molecular function (GO): ATP binding; ATP hydrolysis activity
Source: RefSeq, a predicted model, not a curated record